GGCCGCCUGGAGCGCACCCGCCUCGGAGCACUAGCGCUGCCCCGCGGGGACAGGCCUGGACGGGCGCCGCCGGCCGCCAGCGCCCGCUCGUCGCGGAGCAAGAGAGGUGGAGAAGAGCGAGUGCUUGAGAAAGAGGAAGACGACGACGACGAUGAAGACGAAGAUGAUGAAGACGAUGUGUCAGAGGGCUCAGAAGUGCCUGAAAGUGACCGUCCUGCAGGUGCCCAGCACCACCAGCUUAAUGGAGAGCGGGGCCCUCCGAGUGCCAAGGAAAGGGUCAAGGAGUGGACGCCCUGUGGACCCCACCAGGGCCAGGAUGAAGGGCGGGGACCAGCACCAGGCAGUGGCACCCGCCAGGUGUUCUCCAUGGCAGCAAUGAAUAAGGAAGGGGGAUCAGCCUCUGUUGCUACUGGGCCAGACUCCCCAUCCCCCGUGCCUUUGCCCCCAGGAAAACCAGCCCUACCUGGAGCCGACGGGACCCCCUUUGGCUGUCCUCCUGGGCGCAAGGAGAAGCCAGCUGACCCUGUGGAGUGGACCGUGAUGGACGUGGUGGAGUACUUCACCGAGGCAGGCUUUCCCGAACAGGCAACAGCUUUUCAAGAGCAGGAAAUCGAUGGCAAGUCUUUGCUGCUCAUGCAGCGCACAGAUGUGCUGACUGGUCUGUCCAUCCGCCUUGGCCCAGCCCUGAAAAUCUAUGAGCACCACAUCAAGGUGCUUCAGCAAGGCCACUUUGAAGAUGAUGACCCCGAUGGCUUUCUAGGCUGAGCGCCCAGCCUCACCCCUGCCCCAACCCAUUCCAGUCCCCAUCUCACCCAAGACCCCCAGAGUCCAGGAGCUGGACAGGGACACCCUCAGCCCUCAUAACAGAUUCCAGGGAGGGAGCAACCUUGUUUGCUCAUCUCUUUCCUUUGUCUCUUUUUCUCUCUCUCUCUCUCUCUCUCUCUCACACACACACACACACAC
Messenger RNA from Galeopterus variegatus (Sunda flying lemur), 963 nucleotides. RefSeq names its product sterile alpha motif domain containing 1 (gene SAMD1). The transcript has 5 exons. The record is from RefSeq and is a predicted model, not a curated record. NCBI's taxonomy places the organism in Eukaryota, Metazoa, Chordata, Mammalia, Dermoptera, Cynocephalidae. Gene Ontology annotation, molecular function: protein binding. The annotation marks the transcript as partial.